AUGAGGCAGUCUGAAGAUUGCGAGGAGUCUCAAUUACUUCCGGCGUCUCGCUCUCGUUCCUUGUCCAGGAGCUCCGAUGACUCCGAUGACUCCGGAUUGUCCGUCGAUUCCGUCCUCGAAGAACAGAAGUACAUACCCGCAUCGGUCGAUACACAUGUGGAUACGCAAGGAGUGAGAUAUCGUGAUGAGGAGGGCGGAGAGGCCGGGCUCAAUGAAGCCAUCCUUCAGACGAAGGCUUCUAGUAGCCGACCGCGUCGACUUAUCUGGUUGCUGAUUCUACUUUGCUGUGGAGGCUGGUUAGUAGCGCUUGUGCUGUUUAUAACUCAAGGGCGACCGGAUUAUCGGACUGCGGUAGACGAGCAGCUAGCCAAUUCUGGCUCUGUCUCGGGCGGUACAGGUUCGGCGAAGUCCCUCACUUUGGACGAUGUGCUUACAGGGACAUUCUCGCCUCGAGGCCAUUCAAUUGCAUGGAUUGCUGGGCCUGAUGGCGAGGAUGGGCUUCUGAUGGAAAGUGGGGAGAACGGAGGAGAGGGUUACCUUCGUAUCAAGGAUAUCCGUCAGGAAGCAAAACCGAACCGGGUACUGAUGCAGAACUCUACUGUGGACGUUGAAGGGAGGAUAAUCAAACCCAGUGCCAUGCGGCCUAGCCCUGAUUUGAAGAAAGUGCUGAUAAUCUCCCAUCGCGAGAAGAAUUGGAGACACUCCUAUACCGCGAGGUAUUGGAUUUUUGACGUGGAAACUCAAACCGCUGAACCCUUGGACCAUGACAAUAUCGAUGGACGAGUUCAGCUCGCUCAUUGGUCUCCCAAGUCAGAUGCGAUUGCAUUUGUUCGAGACAACAACUUAUACCUGCGGAAGCUUUCUUCAAAGCGUGUUGUUCCUAUUACCAAGGACGGCGGCGAACAGCUAUUUUACGGUGUGCCCGACUGGGUAUAUGAAGAAGAAGUCUUUUCAGGGAACAGUGUCACCUGGUGGUCUGAUGAUGGAUCUCAGAUUGCUUUCAUGCGGACGAACGAGUCGGCCGUGCCAGAAUUCCCGGUUCAAUACUACCUCUCUCGACCGUCAGGAAAGGCGCCACCUCCGGGAUUAGAGAACUAUCCGGAGGUGAGAGAAAUCAAGUAUCCGAAGGCUGGCUCGCCCAAUCCGUUUGUUAACUUGCAAUUCUACGAUGUCGAACGGGGUGAAGUGUUUUCGAUGCCUGACGAUUGGGACGAUGAGGACAGGCUUAUAAUCGAGGUGAAAUGGGCUACUAAGGGCAAGAUUCUUGUCCGAACAACCAACAGAGAAAGCGACAUCUUAAAAGUGUUCUUGAUUGACACGUCAUUGAAAGAAAGCAAGCUUAUCAGGAUCCAAGAUGUCGCCGAGCUUGACGGUGGAUGGGUAGAAGCUACUCAGUCUGUAAGAUUCAUCCCAGCCGACCCAGAUAACGGCCGACCAUAUGAUGGUUAUAUCGACACCGUGCCCCAUGAGGGAUACGAUCACUUGGCGUACUUUACUCCGCUUGAUAAUCCAGAGCCUAUCAUUCUUACCUCUGGCGAAUGGGAAGUCGUGGACGCGCCUACUGCUAUAGACCUGACUCGCGGUCUGGUGUAUUUCAUCGCUACCAAAGAGGCUCCAACUCAACGCCACCUGUACCGUGUCAAGCUCGACGGAUCUGACCUCCAGCCGCUGACUGACACUUCCAAACCCGGCUAUUACGAUGUCUCAAUGUCAGAAGGAACCGGAUACGGAUUGCUCAGUUACAAAGGUCCUUCCAUCCCGUGGCAGUCUAUCAUCAGUACCGAGGGUGACAAGACCACAACACUCAAAACUAUCGAAGACAACACAGCUCUAUCAAAAUUGGUGGCUCAAUAUGCUCUACCAACAGAGAUUUACCAAACCAUCACAAUUGACGGCUUCACCCUCCAGGUUGUUGAGCGACGCCCACCAAACUUCAACCCAGCGCGAAGGUACCCCGUUCUCUUCCAUUUAUACGGUGGCCCAGGGUCUCAAACAGUCGACCGCAAAUUCACCGUGGACUUCCAGUCCUACGUCGCCGCAGCCCUAGGCUACAUCGUCGUCACCGUCGACGGACGAGGAACCGGCUUCAUCGGACGCAAAGCACGCUGCAUCAUCCGCGACAACAUCGGGCACUACGAAGCCGUCGACCAAAUUGCGACCGCCAAAGAGUGGGCUCAGAAACCGUACGUCGACGAGUCCCGAAUGGCGAUCUGGGGCUGGAGCUACGGCGGCUUCAUGACGCUGAAGACCCUCGAACAAGACGCCGGCCAGACCUUCCAGUACGGCAUGGCCGUUGCCCCUGUUACUGACUGGCGGUUCUACGACUCCGUCUACACAGAGCGCUACAUGCACACCCCACAACGCAACCAAGAAGGCUACCACAACAGCAGCAUAACAGACAUGGUGGCCCUCCAAGACACCGUCCGCUUCCUCGUCAUCCACGGCGCCUCCGACGACAACGUGCAUGUUCAAAACACUCUCACCCUCAUCGAUAAGCUGGACCUCGCGAGCGUCCAGAACUACGACGUCCACUUCUACCCGGACUCCGACCACAGCAUCUUCUUCCAUAAUGCGCAUAAGAUGGUUUAUGAACGCCUCGCGAGCUGGCUCGUCAACGCGUUCAACGGCGAGUGGCACCGAAUCGCGGACCCCGUGCCUGACGAGACGAUGUUCAGUCGGUUUGCGAAGAGGGUUCUGCCCGCUUUUGCGCAUUGA
Molecule: messenger RNA, 2715 nt
Organism: Aspergillus mulundensis
Lineage: Eukaryota; Fungi; Ascomycota; Eurotiomycetes; Eurotiales; Aspergillaceae
Gene: dapB
Product: dipeptidyl aminopeptidase dapB
Exons: 3
Coding region: 1-2715 (904 amino acids)
Biological process (GO): proteolysis
Molecular function (GO): dipeptidyl-peptidase activity; serine-type peptidase activity
Source: RefSeq, a predicted model, not a curated record